UGGAGUGUUCACACCAGUGAACAUGCAAGUUCCAGGAUGUUUUCCAUGGCUCCUUGCAAUAAUUCUAUAUUUUUCUGGACUAAUUUGUGAAUGUGGCGAAUCUGUGAAGACAAGGCAGAAAAGAAAUGUAUAUAAUGACCAACCUCGAAUAUCUUCAGAAAAUGGAAAUUUAAUAUUCUCUACAUGCCAAGCAAAAAACAUUGAGUUCAAGACUGAUUCUCAGGGGAAAGUUAAAAUCAACAACGAUGAUCUCACAGAUCUUUUGGUCCAGAUUGGAAAAAAUAAAGAAGAGAUUGCCACCCUAAAGGCAAAUGCCCUUGGGACCAAUCAGAGUUUUACAACUCAGAUUAACAAACUCACUGAAACGAUUACGGAUAUUGAAGUCAAAGUACAAAGUUUACAACAGGCCAUUAACAGAAAGUCAUGCGGCAGCAACCCAUGCCAGAACACUGGGACUUGCAUCGAUCUCUUGGAUUCCUUUUUAUGUCUUUGUACAAGUAGAUGGCAGGGAUCCAUCUGUGCAGAAGAUGUCAAUGAAUGCCAACUCUAUGAUGGUACUGCACUGGGUUGUCAUAACCAAGGACUAUGUAUGAAUACACCCGGAAGUUACAGCUGUUCCUGUCCGCCUGAAUGGUAUGGUCCACAAUGUACCUCAAGGUAUGAUGACUGCAAAGUGGAUUCGGGUGAUCUUUGUAUACAUGGCAUCUGUGUAGAUUUAGAUCGAACUCAGUUAAAUCAGCCCAAAUUCCGAUGUAUCUGUGAAUCAGGAUGGAUGUCGCCUCCUGGGAGUUCUGUCUGUAGUGCUGAUAUCAAUGAAUGCUUGCUUCCCAACCCUCCCUGCUCCCAGAAUCCUCCGGUACAGUGCUUUAACACACAAGGAUCUUUCACGUGUGGCACAUGUCCAGAAGGCUGGCAAGGAAAUGGCUACAGUUGCCAGGACAUCAAUGAAUGUGAUACAAAUAACGGAGGUUGCUCGGUGUCUCCACCUGUCAAAUGUAUGAAUACUAUGGGAUCCUAUCACUGCGGUCCUUGCCCACCAGGUUAUGACGGAGAUGGACAUACUUGUAGCCAAAAAGACGUGUGUUCCGUGAACAAUGGAGGAUGCCACCCGUUAGCCUCCUGUGCUCCUGCUGAAGAUGGUGUCUUGCCUAUUUGUGUCUGUCCACCCGGUUACGAUGGCAAUGGGUAUGGCUCCACUGGUUGUUUGCCCUUCAGUAACAUCUGUGAAAAAGACAACCCUUGUGUCAAUGGGGAGUGCAAGCCCGGUGUAUCAGGCUAUUUAUGUAAGUGUAAUUCAGGAUGGAAUGGUGUGAACUGUACGGAUAACAUCAAUGAAUGCUCCAGCAAUCCUUGUCAGAAUGGAGGCAAUUGUACGGAUGGGAUUAACAGUUAUGCCUGUAACUGCACAAACAGCUGGACUGGAUUCCAUUGUGAGAUCCCCAAACAAGCUUGUGGUGGGGAUUUAAGUGGUUUAUCAGGAACAUUAAGUUACCCCAACAAUCCAGGGGGCGAACAGUACGAACAUCUACUGAGCUGUACCUGGGUAAUCAGAACAGUCCCAGAUAAGAGUCUGCGUAUUACUUUCGAUCACUUCCAGUUGGAGGCCAGUGCUACAUGUGACUCAGAGUUCCUUGAAAUUCGCGAUGGAGAAUCGAUGUUAAGUGUUAAGUUAGGAAAGUACUGUGGCACAAAUGUUCCAGGAAAUGUUGUGAGCUCCCAUAAUUCCUUGUUCCUCUGGUUUCAAUCUCAAAGUAGCUCGAGUGCUGGAAGUUUUCAGCUUUCUUGGGAAUCCAUAACUCCAGAAUGUGGAGGUGACAUUUCUGGAACGUAUGGUUUAAUUGCCUCGCCUGGCUACCCUGGGAACUAUCCACCGAAUCGAGACUGCUAUUGGACAAUCAGCACUGAUCCGGGACUUUCCAUCACUUUUUCCUUUGGAACAUUAUACCUCGAAAAUCACAACACCUGUGAAAAUGAUUACCUGGAGAUUAGAGAUGGCCUGCUUCCCCAAGAUACAGUCCUUAAAAAAUAUUGUACUACUCAGUCACCUGUUCCACUCAAAACAUCUGGUCCUUACGCUUGGGUUCAUUUCCAUUCUGAUAGCUCAAUGUCCGAUAGGGGAUUUCAGAUCACUUAUACAUCAUUACCUGCUGAUCCUGGAUGUGGAGGGACCUUUAAUAACCCAGAAGGUUUUAUAACAUCUCCUUCAUGGCCUGAUGCUUACUCUGAGAGCAAACAAUGUGUUUAUAUUAUUAGACAAUCGUCCAGUGACCACAUUAAUCUAAGAUUUACCAACCUGGAAUUGGAAAGUGAUGGUGGAUGUUCUCUAACAUACAUAGAGAUAAAAGAUGGAGCUACAGAAACUGCUCCACUCAUCAACAAAUACUGUAACAGUUCGAUUCCUGCUUCCAUCACAUCGAGUCAAAACGCAUUGUGGAUAAAAUUCAAGUCAGAUGCUUCUGCCACCAGGUCGAGUUUCAGAGCAUUAUAUCAAGUUGCCUGUGGUGGAUUGCUGUCUGGAAAAGGAGUAAUUAAAACUCCCCUUUAUCCCAAUGCUUACUUUCGUGAAAAGACCUGUGAAUGGGUUAUUACUCAACCAAUAGGAGACGCGGUUUUGAUUAAUUUUGAUUCAUUCAAUAUACAACCUGGUGCAGCCUGUAGCUCUAAUUAUGUUGAGGUAAGGGAUGGUCCUUCAGCAGACUCCACACUCAUCGGUAAAUACUGUGGUCCUGAGGUUCCACCACCAGCUCAAUCUACACAGAGAGCCCUUUAUGUAAAAUUCACCACCGACUCCUCGGAAUAUAAUCGAGGGUUUUCAGCUUCAUUUAGCACAAUUAUUCAAGGUUGUGGAGGUACACUUACUGCUUCAGAAGGUGUCAUUGCCAGCCCUCGGUACCCAGAGGUGUAUCCUCAUGGUGUCAGCUGUACAUGGUUUGUCUCCAUCCAACCUGGAAAUUUUAUCCGUUUGACAUUUACAUCAUUUAACCUGGAGCAUUUUCAUGGGUGUGUAAAUGACUACCUGGAAGUAUAUGAUGGUGAUAUAGCUACAGAGAACAAGAUUGGAAGAUAUUGUGGCAGAUCUGUCCCCCCAACAAUAAACAGUAGUAACAAUAGGAUGGUUUUACUUUUUGUCACUGAUUCAGACAACGCUCUCGAGGGAUUCUCAGCCAACUAUAUAGCAGUGAAUGCAUCUACAGCAUGCUAUUACACAUACACUGAAGCAACUGGGGUAAUAAUGUCCCCAAACUACCCCAAUAACUCCCCCCGUGAUACGGAGUGUGUUUACACAAUCUCAGCAGAACAGAACAAACAAAUUUUGUUGAAUUUCACUCAUUUUACCCUAAGCAGCUCUUCAAACUGUCAACAAGAAUACGUAGAAAUCAGAGAUGGAGGCUAUGAAAUAUCACCGUUAAUUGGUAGAUUUUGUCAGCAAUCACCUCCUAUAAUUAUUUCCCAUAGUAGCAAUCUAUGGGUAAAAUUUAAAAGCGGUUCCUAUACCUAUGCUACUGGAUUUUCAGCAAACUGGGACAGCGCCCUAACAGGAUGUGGUGGAACCCUUAGUUCCUUGUCUGGUGGUUUCACGUCUCCAAACUACCCUAUGCCAUAUCACCAGAAUGCCGAGUGCUAUUGGCUGCUGAAAGCAUCCAGUGGAAGCAUUUUGGAGAUCAAGUUUGAAGACUUUCAUUUAGAGUAUGAUUCAGCAUGUCGGAAAGAAUAUCUUGCUGUCUAUGACGGUAAUAACACAAACUCACACUUAUUGGCAAAACUCUGCGGAAAUCUUCUACCAGAGCUGAUCUUAUCUACAGCAAGCAAUGUCUACGUGAAGCUAAGAACUGAUAAUUCUAUAGAAUAUAAUGGCUUCUUUGCUACAUACAAGCAAAUUUGCAAUGGAGUUCUGAUUGCAAAUCGACAUCAUGGAAUCUUGGAAAGCCUAAAUUAUCCCAACCAAUAUCCUGCAGAUCAACACUGCAACUGGACUAUACAGACAACAUCUGGGAAUACAAUAAACUAUACAUUCACAACAUUCCAAUUAGAAAACAGUUACGAUUGUUCUCGUGAUUAUGUCAAGCUCUAUGAUGGUCCAAAUGAUCAAUCCAGGCUCAUUGGCACAUACUGUGGUAAUACAGUGCCCCCCCCAGACAGCACAAAUAGUUCAAGCCUCCACGUGGUAUUCCAUUCAGACAUCUCAUAUAGCCAAAAUGGAUUUCAGAUGCUGUGGUAUGUCAAUGGAUGUGGCGGAGAACUAUCUGGGCCUACUGGCUCCUUCACGAGCCCUGGCUACCCCCUGAAGUAUCCUGGCAAUAGAGAAUGCAUUUGGUACAUACAAACAUCUCCCAGCAGCAGUAUCCAAUUAACAAUUGUGGACUUUAACAUAGAGUAUCAUUCGACAUGCAGCUAUGACGUGCUGGAGGUAUAUGGUGGACCUGGGAUACUCUCACCAAGACUGGCUCAACUGUGUGCUCCUCUACAGCCAGGACAUCCUUUGCAAGUCUCUAGCUCUGGAAAUAUGAUCACAGUAAGAUUGAAGACCGAUGCAUUCGUCAGUGGCAGAGGAUUUAAUGCUACUUGGCAUGAAAAUCCUGGAGGUUGUGGAGGGAUAUUUCAAGCUCCUAGUGGGGAGAUCCAUUCUCCCAACUACCCAAGGCCUUAUGAGGACAAUACGGACUGUUCAUGGGUUAUUCGAGUCAAAGAUGGUCAUAGAGUCAUCCUUAACUUCACCGACUUUGACGUUGAAUUUCACAAUUCAUGUGAAUACGAUGCUGUUUCUGUUUAUGAUGGAGAAAAUAGUGAUGCUCCAGUUCUUCAAAUUUUAUGUGGAAGCCAAGUCCCCAGUGCAAUUAUAUCUACUCAAAACACAAUGUUUAUCCACUUGCGGUCAGACCACAGCGGACAGCGCAGAGGAUUCAGCUCUCAAUUUAGUGAAGCAUGUGGAGGCGUCAUCGAGAGUGAUUCUACUGGAGGAACGAUAUCCUCUCCGUUAUACCCGGCCAAUUACCCAAACAACCAGAACUGUGUCUGGAUAAUCCGAGCACAGGAGCCUUUGAGUCACAUUACCCUCUCUUUCACGGACUUUGUCAUUGAAGACAGCAGCCGUAAUUGUACACUUGAUUAUGUUGAAAUUUUAGAUGGGGAUAACUAUGAAGCACCCACUCAAGGUCGUUACUGUGGCAAUACAAUUCCGCAUCCUAUAACCUCUUAUAGUAAUGCCCUUGUGGUCAAAUUUAUCUCUGAUGGGUUUAAUCAAGCCAAAGGAUUCCAUGCAACCUACCUGGCGUCUUCUUCAGCAUGUGGAGGCACAUUACAUAUGGAAAGUGGAGCCUUUAACAGUCCUAAUUAUCCAGAGGAUUAUCCAUCAAAUACAGAGUGUGUUUGGAAAAUUCUCAGCUCUCCUGGCAAUCGACUCAUGCUUUCUUUCAUGACAUUCUCUCUGCAAAUAAGUGAUAAUUGCACGAAUGACUAUGUGGAAGUAAGAGAAGGGGAUGAAACCGGCAUGCUCCUGGGGCGUUACUGUGGAUUUUCACUACCAAGCAAUGUUACAACUAUCACUGGACAUAUCCUAUGGAUUAAAUUUGUGUCUGAUCAUUCUAACAGUGGCUCUGGGUUUAGGGCCACAUUCUCUCAUUUAUUUGGAAACAAUAUUUUCGGAACUCAAGGACAAAUUGCCUCCCCACUGUGGCCCAGAAAUUAUCCUCAUCAUUCCAACUAUAUUUGGACAAUUAAUGUGGAAUCCACUCAGAUCAUUGAGGCCAUGAUUCUGGAGAUUGACAUUGAAGAACAUUCCACUUGCUCCUAUGACAAGUUACAAAUAUAUGAUGGUCCUAAUAUUCACUAUCACUUACUUGGAACAUACUGUGGGGUUACCCCACCUCCUUCCUUAUUCUCCUCAGCAAGUUCAAUGACCGUGGGAUUUGUAAGUGAUAAUAGCAUAAGCAAAAAAGGCUUUCUGCUGGAAUGGCUUGCGAUUGAGUUGCCAUCUGGACCAUUACCUACCAUAGCACCAGGUGCUUGUGGUGGCAGAUUAAUUACAGGAGAAACACCUUUAUUUUUCUUCUCCCCCGGAUGGCCAAAUAAUUACGCCAAUCGUUUGGACUGCACUUGGGUUAUCAGAUCACCAGAGUCCACAGUGGAGUUAAACAUCUUGUCUUUAGACAUUGAAAAAUAUCGUUCCUGUAAUUAUGACAAGCUAGUCAUAAAAGAUGGUGACAAUAACGAGUCUCCAGAACUAGCCACCCUCUGUGGCAGAGAGCUCCCUGGACCAAUCAGAUCAUCCGGCGACAGCAUGUUCGUUAAAUUCACCUCCGAUUCAAGCGGCUCUGGUCGCGGCUUCAAUGCGUCCUACCAUAAAAGUUGCGGUGGAGCUUUACAAGCCAAUAUAGGAGUAAUCUCUUCUCACAACUAUCCAGAGAAUUACAACCCAAAUCUAAACUGUACAUGGCAUGUAAGAGUCUCCGAUGGUUACACAAUUCGUGUCGAAUUCGACCGAACAUUUGAAAUUCCCAACAAUGAUGGCACCUGCAGCAGCGGUGACUACAUUGAACUUAGAAAUGGUCCCGAUGAGUCAUCGCCUUCAUUAGGACAGAUCGGGGGAAACGGAAAAUUCUGUGGUAGUAGCACGCCAUCUACGAUGCACACAACUGACAAUGAGCUUUUUGUUCGCUUCAUUUCUGACAGCAGUAAUGAGGGCAAAGGAUUUAAACUCACAUACCAGGCCAUGAAUUUGGCAUGUGGAGGAACAAUUUAUAUCAGCGACUCUAAUCCCACUGGAUAUAUCAUUUCACCCAACUAUCCAAACAAUUAUCCUCAAAACUCUGAUUGCAUAUGGACCAUCAUAGUACCAGAUGGAGAAUCGGUCCAGCUUUCUUUUCAAGAUCAAUUUGAUAUUCAGCCAUCUGAGAGCUGCGACUCCAGUUACCUGGAAUUACGCGAUGGUGCUGAUUUCAGUGGAAGGCUUCUUGCUAAGCUGUGUGGCAAUACUCUACCAGUCACCUACAAAUCACUGGGCACGGCCAUGUACCUCAGAUUUAGAACCGACAAUAGCCCAACCCAGAAAGGAUUCAAGGCUAUCUAUUCUACAGCUGUUUGUGGGGGGACUGUUUAUGGACAAAAUGGCAUCAUACAAAGCCAAGGAUACCCAACGAAUAACUAUCCUGAUGAUUCUUUGUGUGAAUGGUACUUUAAUGGGCCAACAGGACAUUACCUCACAAUACAAUUUGAAGGCCUGGAUAUUCAGGGAUCUAUAAACUGUUCACAGGACUUCAUUGAGAUCCGGGAAUAUAAUGUAUCUGGGAGAUUGUUGGGAACUUUUUGCGGCAGUACAAUACCAGGUGAUAUGGUGACCUCUGAUAGCUUUGCGUAUGUCAAGUUUGUUAGCGACGGAUCUGUAAACGCUAAAGGAUUCCGACUGCGAUAUGAUUCAAGUGUUGAAGAAUGUGGUGGAGAUUAUGCUGGCCCCAGCGGAACAAUUCGUUCACCCAAUUACCCCAAUAUGUACCCUCACAAUCGAGUAUGUGAGUGGAGGAUAACAGCACCCUUAGGGAAGCGCAUCACUUUAACGCUAAAUGAUCUAAGACUUGAAGAUACACAGAACUGUGACAGUGACUACAUUGCUGUUUACAAUGGUUUUCAGAACCAGUCACCCAUUAUAGCGAAGCUAUGUGCUAAUGUAAUUCCCGAUAUGGAAGUGAGAUCGUCUGGGAACACAAUGAAAGUGGUUUUUGUUACAGAUGGAUCAAUUUCCAAUGGAGGCUUUUUGGCAACUUACAGUUCAAUGGAAGAUGCAGUUUGUGGAGGAGAACUUAUGGGACCUAACGGAGGAAAUUUCACAUCCCCUGGAUUCGAUAAAGUCACUAAUUACACAAAGAAUCUUAAUUGUGAAUGGGUCAUUCAAAAUCCAAAUACCUACAAUUCAUCUACUUAUAUCUCAUUUUCACAAUUACAACUGGAAAAACACCAGAACUGUCAAAAUGACUUUAUAGAGUUACGUGUAGGUAAUGCAGAUGGACAAUUAUUAGCCAAAUUAUGUGGACAAACAAAGCCCAGGGUUCCCCUUAUUAUUGUUGCGUCCAAGAUCUGGGUUCGUUUCGUGAGUAAUUCGGAAGUGGAAGAUAUUGGGUUCGAAGCCAGCUAUUUAUUUACAGGAUGUGGUGGGAUCCAAAAUGGCAUAAUGGGUUCUCUUACCAGCCCCAACUUCCCUGCAUCUUACCCCAGUUUGAGCCACUGUGCUUGGCUAUUGGAAGCGCCGGAAGGUGAUACCAUCACUCUAUCUUUUGGAUACUUUGAUGUAGAAUCUCACGCCGUCUGCCGUUGGGAUUCCGUCACUAUAGUCAAUGGAGCCUCCACAGGAUCACCUCUAAUUGGGCAAUAUUGUGGCACCACAUCUCCUGGAACCAUUCAAUCAGGGUCUAAUAAAUUAUUGGUGCUCUUCAACUCAGACAGCACAAUUCAUGGUGGAGGAUUUUAUGCCAAUUGGACCUCAAAUGCAUUAGGAUGUGGUGGACACAUUCAUGCAGAUACUGGGUACAUAAAAUCUCCAGGUUGGCCUCAAAACUUCCCUUCCAAUGUCCGGUGUACCUGGACAAUACAAGGACACGUGAGCAGUCACUUCGAACUUGUCUUCCAUAACAACUUCAACAUUCCAGACAGCAGUGGACACUGUGAGAGCAGUUUUGUGAAGGUGUGGAGCGAAGCUGAUGAAAGUCAAGAAGACCUUCUAGCCGUGGGCUGCGGAGAUUCAGCUCCAGCCCCUGUGAUUUCUCCGAGAAGUGUAAUUAAAGUAACUUUCCAAUCACAAGCUGCACCAGGAAGUGGUUUCUCGGCAUCCUUCAUCAGCAAAUGUGGUGCUAAUUUUACUAAAUCAAGUGGUGGAAUAAUUUCUCCAAAUUACCCAGACAAAUAUGACAACAAUUUGAAUUGCAACUAUAGUAUCCAUACAGACUCCGAUACGUACAUUGUCCUGACCUUUCAGAAUUUUGAACUAGAGUCUAGCUCACCUUGUAAAGACACUGUCAAAAUCACCAGUGAUGUAACAAGUUCUACAUCUCCAAUUGCAACUAUUUGUGGUAGCUCCAUCCCAUCCCCCAUCAGCACAAGAGGAUCAAUGUCAAUUAAUUUCUACACUAACAACGAUAUAACCAUGCAUGGAUUUAUGGCUUACUACAGGAUACAACCUUGUGGAGGAACGUUUAAUGCCUCAACUGGUGUCUUAAGAAGUCCUACUUAUGCCUUCACCAAUUACCACAAUAAUAUGAACUGCACAUACAGUGUCACAGCCCAGGAAAACAAAAUUAUUGAACUAAGAUUUAACGAAUUUGAUUUAGAAGCAUCAUAUAAUUGUAUUUUUGAUUAUGUCGCUGUUUAUGAUGGUCCAAACAGCUAUAGUAACCUAAUUGGGAAAUUCUGUGGGAACGUUCUACCCCCGGUGAUACGAACCUCGAGCAACAAAAUGUUACUUGUCUUUAUAACAGACCGUGGGGAAACUAAACGUGGAUGGAGAGCUUCUUACAGACAGACAUUAGGGCCUCUACAAGGAUGUGGUGGCUACCUUACUAAUUUCACUGGAGCAAUUGUCUCUCCGGACACAGAUUCUGAUGGGAAAUAUGACAGUAAUUUGGACUGUGUUUGGAACAUUGCAGCUCCUUUAAACAAGCAGAUAAAUCUCACAUUUACUUCUUUUUACCUAGAAGCCUCUUCUUCCCGGACAUGCGUGUAUGACUUCGUAAAAAUUUUUGAUGGUGACAGUUUAAACAGCACCUUGCAAGGCACAUAUUGUGGUUCUGAAAUGCUGGCACCUUUCCUUUCAACCACUAACUUCUUGACGAUUUGGUUCCACACUGAUUCAUCUGCAGAAAGACAAGGCUUUAAUGCAACAUAUUUAUUUACUGAUUUAUUAUGUGGAGGAAUAUAUAAUGCAACAUCUUCGCUGAUCACCACAACGUCACCAAAUUUCCCUAAUUCCUAUCCACCCUUCACAAUAUGUGUUUGGACAAUUGAUGCGCCAGACAAGGAAAAUGUAAAGCUUGACAUACAGACAUUUCAUCUUCCAAGUCACGUAGACUGCUCAGAAAACUAUCUAGAGAUCAAAGACUCGCCUCAGGGUGAAUAUGGCCAAGUCCAUAAGUAUUGUGCAAAAGAAACAUUAAAAAUUAAACCAUUUUACACUUAUGGUCGUACAGCAAUUGUCACGUUUAAGUCACAAGAGUAUUUACCUGGCAAUGGACUUAGUUUUACAUACCAAGUUGCAAAUUGCAACCGUGAGUAUAACCAAACGUUUGGUUACUUAAAAAGCCCAGGAUGGCCAGGCAACUAUCCGCAUCAGUUAGAAUGCAGCAUUAUUCUCAGAGCUCCUGAGAACUACAGCAUUUCUCUUUUCUUUGAUUCAUUUAAUUUAGAGACUCUGUCGUGCAUGGACUACCUGGAGGUUAGAAAUGGCAGUGAUUCGAAUUCCCCAGUGAUCGGCAAAUAUUGUAAAGAUACCUUGCCAAACCCCAUAUUUUCUAAUAACAAUGUUCUACAUUUGUUUUUUAAAAGUGAUAUCAUUGUUUCUCAUCGCGGGUAUGAAAUCACGUGGACGUCAUCACUGACUGAGUGCGGAGGAACACUUUUUGGAGACCAUGGCUCAUUUACUAGUCCCGGUUACCCUGGUACCUACAGUAACAGCACAGACUGUGAAUGGUACAUACUUGCUCCACUUGGAAAAUACAUUAGUUUAAACUUUGCUUCAUUCAACAUUGACGGACCUGGAGACUGUGAACAAAAUUAUAUAAAAGUUUACAAGGGGCCAGAUGCCUCUUUCCCACUGAGUGGACCAUUUUGUGGAAUGGGAAUGAAUAUUGCUACAAUCAACUCAACUUCUCACGAAAUGUUUAUUAAGUUCCAUUCAGAGUAUGCAUCGUUACCUUCUGGAUUUAGACUGACCUGGUCCACCUGAAAUAGGAGGAAAAAAUCUCACACAACUGCGUACUUGGAAAUAGAGAUUUGAAAUACAAUUUUAUUGCUUCUAUUUUGCACCUGGAAUGUGAAAUACAUUAAAAAUUUCAGAAAACAAUCACUACCCACUAUGCCGCUCUUCAUCACACUGUUAAUGAUCAUCAUUUUUUUUUAUAUACGUUCUAGUGAAAUCUCAUAAACACUCUCCGCAUCAACCUUUUAAGAGGCAACCUGUGUCGAUUUUCUGUAAAUAAAACAAGCAUCAC
Molecule: messenger RNA, 11189 nt
Organism: Pelobates fuscus (common spadefoot toad)
Lineage: Eukaryota; Metazoa; Chordata; Amphibia; Anura; Pelobatidae
Gene: CUBN
Product: cubilin
Exons: 67
Coding region: 23-10924 (3633 amino acids)
Molecular function (GO): calcium ion binding
Source: RefSeq, a predicted model, not a curated record